Molecule: messenger RNA, 1857 nt
Organism: Drosophila simulans
Lineage: Eukaryota; Metazoa; Arthropoda; Insecta; Diptera; Drosophilidae
Product: trypsin-3
Exons: 3
Coding region: 56-925 (289 amino acids)
Biological process (GO): proteolysis
Molecular function (GO): serine-type endopeptidase activity
Source: RefSeq, a predicted model, not a curated record
UGUUUGAUAACUUUGAAGCCCUGACAUACCUGUCACUUAAAUUGCAACUUAAAGUAUGCUGUUAGCUUACUUUUUACUGCUGAAAAUUGCUUUGGUUUUUCCUAAAAAUAUUACCACGAUUAGGAUCAACCAUUAUCACGAGCCCACCUAUAGCCAUUUGAGUUCGUAUCUGGUAUCCUUGCGGACUCGCAAAUAUAUUCACACUCCUGGAGAUAAUCACUUCUGCACCGGAGUUAUCCUAACCAAUCGCCAUGUGCUUACUUCAGCACACUGCAUUACAGAUAAAAACGGUGUGAUGAUGAGCCCUAAACGAAUUGUGGUGGCCCUUUGCGCGUCCCUUUUUAAGACCCCAGAGUCAGAGGAAUUUGUUGUAGACAUUCAUAAUAUGAUUAUCCACCCGUACUACCAUAGAAACCAACACAAUGAUAUAGCUAUUAUAAAGCUGAAGAGGUUUGUGAAAUUGGACGGCCAUCACUUGGCUCCAGUUGUUCUGGGCAAUUCCUCGCUGGAGGUGGGAAACGAUUGCAAGACCAUUGGUGGAAUCUUCGGCGUACGAAGGCAAAGAUUUCAUAGCAUGUUGCUUGUGAAUGUCGAACUGCGGCCAUUCGACGAAUGUCUGAAGGUGAAGAAGAGUCUAAUGGCUGCCAGACCCGAAAACGAGGACCUCAUAUGUGUAAAGUCCACGGAGAAACAGCUGUGUACCACAGAUUUCGGUGGUCCACUUUUUUGCGAUGGUCAGCUGUAUGGAAUAGCUCUGGGGUCCAUCAAUUGUUCCAGUCCAAAUCCUGUUUUCUUUAGUGAUGUAUCGUUCUACAACAGCUGGGUGACCAAAAUUAUAUCGGAGGCAGUGGGCCACAGUAGACCAUUUAUCGCAGAGAGAUAUUCCUUAAUGUCCUUCAUCAUUUUAAUACUCAGCGUUGUCUGAAAUCAGGACAAUGAAAUAUAACUCUCUCUUGGGAAAGGAAAAAUUGACUGGCCCCUGCGAUCCAUGGAAAAUUGGGGAAAGCCCUAGGAAACUUUCGCCUGUACUCGUAUUGCACCUGUGUGCCACGUGUGGCACGUUCACUUUUCCCCCAGAAAAACCGCACUGACUUUCCUUUCUACUCCAACAGCCAUAUUUUCGAUUAUUGUUCAACGCUUUUACACUUUUGCAUUAAUCAAGAAGAAAAGGAAACUGCCGAAAAACUAAAUAAAUUUGUACAUAAAACAUGAUUGAUAAGGCCAUAAAUAAUCCCAAUAAUAAAUAGAAAAUUGGUCAAGAAAAAGUAAAAGGCCGCGACACGGCAAUUUGAUGUAACAACCAAUCAUUAUUAAUAGCCACGAAACGCCGGAUAAAAACCGGACCCGUUAAGGUAACAAGAAAUUGCGCACACACGCGAUACUAUUGGCCAAAAAAGAAAAGCCAGAAGUUAACAAUAACAUGUCUGCGCUGAACUCUUGUUGCUUGACUCCCAUUGACUUUGGGUUCAAGACUCGCUGUCAGUUGUCGGAUGGAAAGCCAGCCAUAAAUCGGUAAUAAUUAUAUUUUUUGUUGCUCUGCAAUUGCCCGAAUGCAGGUAGCUGGGUAUCACAAAAGCUGAUAAAUCGAUGCUGAUAAAUUGAAAAUUACCAGCCAAGCGAUAUAUAAUGGUCUGGUUGAUAAGCCCACAGAUUGCACACACAAAUGUAUACGUACUCGUGCAUACAGCAUUUGAUUUUCCUUUUAUAGUGCUGAAAUUGCAUACCAAUUUGUGGUAGACAGCAGCCUCGACUUAUGUGCUCGAUUUGCUUUUUUCAUUCUCUUCGAAGGCGAACUAGAUGUUGAACUAAGCAGUGGGAUAAAGGAAAGAAAGUUCGUGGUGUAAUUAUUAAAAAACU